AUGGAAGGUUGUAAUGGUAGUGGAACCAAAUGUGGUUCCUCAGAGUCGCAGAAAGGAUCGCAACUUUAUCGGCCAACUCGUGAACGUAUCAGUGAUAGCAGUGAAGAGAACCAGGACGAUCAACGACAUCGGCAAAUCGUUGGUCUGGAAGAGGAUAAGGCUAGUAGCUUGACUUGCUUGACCGGCCCAUUGAUCAUUUCUGCCGUUGUCAUCAAAUUCUAG
This is a messenger RNA of Anisakis simplex (herring worm), 222 nucleotides long. NCBI's taxonomy places the organism in Eukaryota, Metazoa, Nematoda, Chromadorea, Rhabditida, Anisakidae. The record is from the annotation of a GenBank genome assembly.